AUGGGGGGGACAUUUUGGGGGCGCCCCGCCCCCGCACGGGUGCGGACGCCCCGGCCCCCCUCCCUCGCUCGGGGCAGCCGCACCCAAAGCUCUGCGGGCCGGGGGGGUCCCGAGCGCCGGAGCCCCCGUGGGGUUCGGGAGGGGGUCCCCGGGGUUCGGAGGGGGCGGUCGGGGCUCCGCGGGGUGGGAGGGGGCGGCUCGGCGCGUCCCGCUGCCCUCCCGGGCUUCCUGGGCCCCCUCCCGGCCCGGCUCCCACUUUCGCUUUCGGCGGCGGCUCCGCCGCGGCCCGAGGGGUCCCGAGGGGGUUCCGCGGGGGUCCCGGGGGGGCUCCGGGAGCGCUCGCGGGUCCCCGUGCGCCAUCCCCAGCUCGGCACCGCCAUGGACGUGUCCCCGCCUUGCUCUGCUCUGGUGCCGCCGCUCCUGCUGCUCCUGGCCCUGCCCACCCUCGGCAGCUGCUGCUCCUUCGGCUUUAACCCCAUCAGCAGCACCUUCAGCGCCCACCUGAACAACCUGAUCCCCUGGCUGCUCCUCGACUACCCCGUGGUGAUGCCCAGCAACCUGGAGCCGGACAGCGCCUGCUCUGAUCUCUGGGGGCUUCACUUUGGGGCGCUGGCUCUGCAGCGGAUGCUGGGGGUGGCAGGGAAGGAUUUGGCCCCCCUGCUCAGGACCCUCCUUGCCCAGCUCCACUUCGUGGCCGAGUGUCACAUCCAGGACCCCCAGGGCUGUGUCCGCUUGGAGAGGGUGAAUGUGUCACAGCUACUGGAGACCCUGGCGCAGCACCUGGGGGGGCUGCAAGGGAGACCCCCCCACUUCCCCGGCUGUGCCCGCUUGCGCUGCCACCCAGGCCCGGCGCUGAGCAGCCCAGCUGUGCGGCAUGAGGGGACCUUGGGGGCCAGGCAGGGCCCCCCCAGCCCCACUGGACACGGGCUGGUGCUGCUGGGGGGAGUUGGGGGGGCCCUGGGCCUGGUGGCGGCGGUCUGGGCACUGUGGAGGAGACCCUGUGCCCAGCCCUCACAGGGACCCCCGAGACUGGAGCAGGAUGGGACCUGAGUGGCUGAGCGGAACCUGGGGACAGACACAGGCUGGCCUGAGCCACUGGUGAGAGACGGGGACCCCCCAGCUCCCUGCUGGAAGCCGCUGGGGGCUACACGGGGGUCUCCCAGAGCCACGGAGAGACGAGGGGGCCCAGUCUGGCCCCGUGCAGUGCCCAUAAAGCUGAUGUUGACACCCCG
Messenger RNA from Haemorhous mexicanus (house finch), 1232 nucleotides. It is a transcript of the gene FLT3LG, whose product is annotated as fms related receptor tyrosine kinase 3 ligand. Gene Ontology annotation, cellular component: membrane; cell surface. NCBI's taxonomy places the organism in Eukaryota, Metazoa, Chordata, Aves, Passeriformes, Fringillidae. Gene Ontology annotation, molecular function: receptor tyrosine kinase binding; cytokine activity. Gene Ontology annotation, biological process: positive regulation of cell population proliferation. The coding region runs from base 1 to 1050 and encodes 349 amino acids. The record is from RefSeq and is a predicted model, not a curated record. The transcript is spliced from 8 exons.